Molecule: messenger RNA, 744 nt
Organism: Suillus subaureus
Lineage: Eukaryota; Fungi; Basidiomycota; Agaricomycetes; Boletales; Suillaceae
Exons: 4
Coding region: 1-744 (247 amino acids)
Molecular function (GO): acyltransferase activity, transferring groups other than amino-acyl groups
Source: RefSeq, a predicted model, not a curated record
AUGUCUGCUUACGGGGUCAUCAACAGACCGCAAAGGACAUCGUAUUUGCCCACUACGUUAUGGAAUAGUCUUCGGGUAGAGUCAGAUCUCGGGACCCCAUCUUUCGUGACCAUACAUCACAUCGAUCGAGCCGCAGUGGAGCGCAUCCAAACCGGUCUAUUCAACUACCUCCACUGCAUUUUUGCGAAUGAAGUGGACAAAGGCUUAACUUAUCCGCAAGAAGACAUUAGUGAUUCCGCAGCCUUCGGAGCAUACUUCUUCGGCGGAGACGUACUCGUCGCAAUCGCUGGCAAAGGAGAUCCGCCCGCGAUUAAGAGCGAGGAGCGCGGGGUACGGGAGAUCGAGCAAAGUCUAGACGCUGCGAGAAACGGGCGGACAUGGGAGGAGUGCGUCGCAGGGUUUUACUACGUAAAACCCAACUACCCUGGGCGAUCUUCCCAUAUCUGUAAUGCAGGAUUUAUGGUACCCCCUUCCCAACGUGGCAGUGGUUAUGGGCAUAUUCUUGCUAAAUCGUAUCUGUACUAUGCACCAGCGUUGGGAUACAAAGCCAGCGUGUUUAACCUAGUGUAUGAUAAUAACACUGCCAGUGUUAAGUUGUGGGAGGCACUAAACUUUACGAAAGCUGGACUUAUACCCAAGGCUGGUCGUCUGAGGCGGAAGGACGGAGAGGGCGAGGAAUAUGUCGAUGCAAUCAUCUUCUAUAAGAGUUUCGAAGAAACAGGACCGGACGCAGACGAUCAGUGA